This is a messenger RNA of Mycena citricolor, 2732 nucleotides long. Lineage: Eukaryota; Fungi; Basidiomycota; Agaricomycetes; Agaricales; Mycenaceae. The record is from the annotation of a GenBank genome assembly.
GAAAGUGCUGAUAGUCAUCUCGAUGGCAAAGUUACGUCGUCGAAUGCCAUGCUUCGAACGGCCACAUGAAAAUUGUCUCUUCUCAUCUAUCCAACUGGUACUAUCCAACUAUCCAUCAGUCUGCAAUCACAUUUCAGGGGUUGAAGCUAAUGAUAGUAGGACAUCACGAUCAUCGCCACGCUUUUGGAUGGAAAGGAAGAUGGCUGGUAAUCACUCCUUGGCAGUGCAACUAAUCAGAACGCGUGCGCGCAGCGUCACAUCACGUGUGUCUCGUUCCUCUCCGUCCUUUCAGUGCUCGAUCGAAAAUGGGUGUGCCGGGUCUAUGGAAGGAACUUGAGCCUGCAGGAAAAGUGCGCUCCCUGACGGAAGUAGCUGUGGUCGAAGGCUUCGAGAACAACUCCAACGGAUUGCGCGGAUUCAGAAUUGGGAUAGACGCCAGUAUCUGGUUCUUCCACGCUGCGUAUGGGAAGGAGGGAGAGAACCCGGAACUCCGGACUAUGUUCUUCCGCUGCGCCACGCUCAUGCAUGCGCCAUUCCUCCCGCUGUUCGUAUUCGACGGACCACUGCGCCCUGGGCAGAAGAGAGGAAAGAGUAUCAAUCGACAGAGUCAUAAGCUUACGACGGGGAUGAAGGAGAUCGUCGAGUCGUUUGGGUAUGAGUGGCGGGUGGCGCCUGGAGAAGCCGAGGCCGAAUUGGCAUACCUCAACCGCAUCGGUGUGAUAGACGGCAUCCUUUCAGAUGACGUCGACAACUUCUUGUUCGGUGCCACUACCGUCAUACGCAACUCCAGCAAUAAUCUCUCUGGAAAUCGUUCAAACCCGGUUCUCAACUCAGAUGGCCGGGACGACAAGAACCAUUCGCGCGUCUUCCGCAUUGAGGAUAUCACGGACAAAACGGGCUUGACGCGGGGGGACAUGAUCCUUAUCGGGCUGUGCAGUGGCGGAGACUAUGACACGAGCGGGAUGACUGGAUGUGGGCCAGGUAUCGCGCGGGGACUCGUCAAGUAUGGGUUUGGCCGGUCCCUAUACGAUGCUGCGAAGAAUCUCUCGCGCGAGAACCUUCCUGCGUUCCUUGCUAACUGGAGGAAUCAAAUGCGGCACGAGCUUGCGACAGACUCUCAAGGUUUCUUGGGCUCGAAGCGGAAAAAGCUAGCGAGCCAGAUACCCGACGCGUUUCCGGAUAUCGAUAUUCUCUUGUCCUACGUCAACCCGUUGACGUCUGAAUCUAUGGGGCGAGCCAGUGACAAUCUCGAUCUCACGUGGCGGAAGGAGCCAGACCUAGGAAAGCUCGCGGCCACUUGCGAGUUCUACUUCGAAUGGGGGUACCGCGACGCCAUAGUCAAGCGCUUCAAAACGGUCAUCUGGCACGGCGCUGUCAUGCGCAUCCUGCGAAGAGCUGUUUUGGAUCUCGAGGAGAAAAGGCUCGCUGCGCCGACGACACCAAGGAAGAAUGCAAAACCGCCCGUGGAAGGAACGCCGUCCAAAUUGAUCACCAGGCAUUUCUCGUCGAUGAAUAUUGACUCAGACGACAGUGACGCUGACGACGACGAGCAGCUCAUGUCCAAGAUCACCCGCGCGCGUAACCAUGCUUCGACAGACGGGAUCUUAGAGUAUCGAGUGGAGGUUCGACCGGGCCAGCUCGUACGACUGGCCGAGUCUGGAAUCAAGAACACGCGCCGACCGCUCGAUGUCGACCCGUGGGCCGGCAUGACUGAAUCAGGGAACGAGGCAGAUGCAGACGACGUAGAUGUGAUCACACCUGAGCAGAGACGCGCGCAAGAGCAGAAGGAGAUCUUGCUGUGGAUACCGGCGAGCAUGAUGCAGCUGGCUGAGCCCCGGCUUGUGCGUGAGUUUGAGGACAAGGAAGAGGCGAAACGGGCGAAGAAAGCGAAAAAAGGUACUGGGACGAGAUCUGCCGCUCCGAAGGCUAGGAGUCCGAAGGCUAAGAGGAUUGUCAAGAAAGCCAAACCCGUCGUGGAAGAAGAUACGGAGGAGGAGGUUCCGAGGAUAGUGAUCAAGAAACAAGUCAAGGCUAUCCCGGAAGAGGAAGAGGAGUCAGGGCCGAGCACUCCGUCCAAACCCAAGACGGCCCCGAAAGCCAAAAUGACUUUGCCCUCGGACUCGGAAGACUCGGAAGACGACCAGUUGCCUGUUUUCAGCAAACCAAUGCCCGCCAAGAAGAUCAUCAAGACCGGCGACGACCCAUUCUUACAGUCGGCGCCUCUACGAGUCGUGCGAGAUUUGACUAGAGGCAAAUCACAAGCGCGGAUGAACGACUUUAUGCCGCUCGCACAUGCUCGGGCUCGCUCCAAAGCAACGGCGAGUGCUCCUGUACGGUCCCUGUCAGCUGUCCUGGGGGUGAGUAACCGUCUUGACGCCGUCUCCGCCCCACGUACGAGUGGAUCGUCGGAUCCAACGAGUCAACCUAGUGUUCCCGCAAAGACGGCACGGCUGUUCCCGUUAGCGGGCCAGGAUCGGUCACGUGCGCGCCAGCGGUCCAACUCGUCCGAUUCGGACUCGCGUCUGUCGACGAAAGUGCUCAAAUCUCCACGGAAGGCAAAAGAACACACAUCGCCAAGGAAGGGUCCGACUGCCUCUCGGGCUGCUUCGCCGACGCCAGGUGCAAGACGGCCCCUAGUCAAGCCCGCUGUGAUCGACAUUUCUAGCGACUCGGAGGAUGAGCCUAGGCCUCGUCUCCCAGCGAAGGAGAUUAUAGAUCUUAGUGAUUUAUGA